AUGGCACCAACACAACAGGCUAGCUCCAAGCAGGAGCUCAGCACCAAGGAUGCCAUGUUCCUCCUCGAGCUCAUGCGCGAUUCCCCUCAGCCUAUCUUGUUCUACAUCAGCCCCUACUGCCAAAAGACAGGGGCUAAGCCGAACACGGUUGCGAAGAGACUCAGUGAGAUCAAGAAGCGUAAUGGUCUGAAUAUCGUUACUACUACAAACCCACCAACCGGUAAUAAUGGUUAUGCCGUUCCCAAGGCUGCAUGUGCUGGGAAGCGUGGGCGUGGCGACGACGAAAGCGAGGGAAAGCCUAACGUUAAACGUGGACGAGCACUGAAGGCCGCCGGGGAGCCAUUUGCCCAGGAACCCCCUAGCGUAAACCGGGUAAAGGUGGAAGCCAGCGAUUUUCAAGGUUUGGGCGUCACCUACAGUCUCCCUUCCCCAGCGGAUUCGACGGCCGGAACAACGCCUCUCGGCACCACCGCCAUGGGAGAGAUCACCGGCUGGAGCAUGACGCAGAUCCCCCUCUACAUGUCUCAGAAGAAGCGAACCCUGAAUGACUUCCAGGAGCGCGAGCACGACAUCAACAAGAAGAUAAAGACUGAGAGUUAG
Cladophialophora bantiana CBS 173.52 is the source of this 600-nucleotide messenger RNA. RefSeq lists its product as uncharacterized. Lineage: Eukaryota; Fungi; Ascomycota; Eurotiomycetes; Chaetothyriales; Herpotrichiellaceae. The record is from RefSeq and is a predicted model, not a curated record. The transcript is spliced from 2 exons. Bases 1 to 600 code for a protein of 199 amino acids.